AUGGCUGGAUCCAUGGUAGGGGAUGCUGCUCGGCGAAUGUUUAAUGGAUGGACGAGGUCACGACAAGAAGAAGAUGCCGUGACAAUUUCAAAUAGGGACGAAAAAAAUAGACGAUUAUCAUUGGACAUGUCAUCAUCGUCUUCAAUAUCAUUGUCUCCGUCCGAACCUGUUGUAGAUGAUACAGCACCGCGACUACAUAAAAAGGCAUCGAAUACUCGUUUACCAUCUCAUAGACGUCCAAAUUUUCGGUCAAAAUCACAACCACUUUCACCUAUAGCUAUGGAUGAUAAUCCAUCUACAAUUUCAUCUAACGAUGAUCAAUUGAUCGAUCAGUCAACGGAAACGGAUGAGUCAAAAAUAACAGUGACGAUAAACGUUUCGGAUCCUCGAUCAGAACAUCAAGAAAUUAAUUACGAAAUUGGUGGUGGUGGUAUUUCUGUGAAUCAACUUAAUCAAAAUUUCGAAGAUUCCAACAACAAUAAUCAAGAAAUCAAUUCGAGGAAUGGAUCUUGUCAAACUUCGGUAACAAAUAGUGACGAAACAAAUAGUCACAUAAAUUUUGAUAAUUUAGUUUCACCACUAAUACCUACAACGAAUGAUAAUAAUAUACCGACACAGUUAAAUAAAAAAAAUUCCAAACCAAAAUUGAAGGUGCAACGACCACAAAAAGAACAAAAUGGUUUUUUUACAACUCAAGAAAGUGAAGGUGAAAUUGAAUCAUCAUCAUCUUCUAUACCGAAUACACCAAAGAAUGGACAAGAUUCUACACAAGAAGGAAAUUUUGUAAAACAAGGUAAUAGGAGACGACGAAGAAAAACAAAGAAUUCUAGAAAUAAUUCUCAACAGAAUUCUCAACAAGAAAUUAAUCAUUCAGAACAACAAAAAUCAUUAUCGUCGAAACAUGAUAAUAUUCAACAAAAUAUUAAUGGAUUACCAAGAUCACGACAAUCCGAUGAGAUGUCAUAUACUACUAAUUGGGAUAAAUCAACACAUGAUCAACAAUAUAAUCAUCCUCAACAACCUCGAAAUAAACGAAAUGAAGUAAUUUUUCAUUCAACAAAUAAUUCUGGUACAACUAUUCCAGCUAAAGUUACUUUACCAGAUAUAAACAAAAAAAAAACUACGGAAUUUCCAAGACGAAAUUCCCAAUCAAAUAUCUCAUCAAAUUCUUCAAUGAAUAGAUUUAUUUCUUAUGCUGGAGCUAUUUCAUCUCAAAAUCGACCACCUCCUAUUACGACGAAAAUUUCUCACGAAAUUCCUUCAACUUUACCUGUUUUACCUGUUGAUAGUAAUAUUACAGCACCUGUACCAGCAGCAUCAUCCGUAAGGAGUUCAACGGAUCAUCAAUGGUAUUCACCUUUUGGAUCAGGUCUUUCAAUUCAAUUUAAUUCACCGGUACCACCGGAAGAUAUCCAUAAUAAAUGGACAUCAAAUACAUCAGCUUCACUGUUUUCUUCACCGAUGUUAACAUCAUCAAAUAAUCGUGGAACCUCUACUACACCAUCUUCUCCAAUAUCUACAUCAAAUGAAACAUCAUCAAUUUCAAUGUUUGCAUCAUCACCUUUUUCAACUUUAACGAAUCAUGAACGACGAAAUUCCAAUAUUUCAUUACAAACGCGUCAUUUAACAAAUUUUGAAUUGAACGUAACAGAUGAGAUGAUACGGGGAAGAAAUUUUAAAGGCAAAAUUUUGAAUAAUAAAAAUAAGAUGAGUGAGGGUAUGAUAAACACGGAUCAGGGUCAAAAUGUACCGCAAUUCUCAUUGUUUGAUAAACAAUUAUCAUUCCGCAU
Messenger RNA from Dentiscutata erythropus, 1790 nucleotides. NCBI's taxonomy places the organism in Eukaryota, Fungi, Glomeromycota, Glomeromycetes, Diversisporales, Gigasporaceae. The record is from the annotation of a GenBank genome assembly.